AUGGCAGUGUCCAAAGUAACAAUGAAACUUCUCAUCGACACCAAAAGGAAAAGAGUCAUGUUUGCUGAAGCGGGGAAAGAAUGUAUCGAUUUCCUAUUUCACAUUCUUGCAUUGCCAAUAGGCAGUGUCAUUAGGCUGCUGACGACCAAAGGAAUGGUUGGCUGCUUGGGUAACUUGUACGAGAGCCUCGACAAUCUAGAUGAUACGUAUAUUCAAUCAAAUCAGGACAAGGACACCCUCUUAAAACCAAAAUCAGCAGCCUACGCUACUUCAGGUCCUCUGUUGUUGCACACAAGCUCCCCUGUUAACAAACAGUUUUAUAAGUGCUUUCAGCAUCUUUACAUGUCUGAUAAUCCUGGAACGUGUUGUCCUUCGUGCAAUAGAACUAUGAACAAAAUUCUGGACUAUGUAACACCCACCGUGGAUAAUGAGGUAGCUUCAAAUGGAGGUUUGGUGAAGGGGGUUGUCACUUACAUGGUGUUGGAUGACUUGUCUGUGAAGCCAAUGUCCACUAUUUCCAGCAUCACUCUGCUCAAUGAAUUCUGCGUUAAAGAUGUUGGGGUACUUAAAGAGAAAGUUGUUACUCUUGGAAUGGAUGAGGUAUUUACGCUUGCUCCUUUCUUGUGCUUUGAAGAUGCUGAAGACUUCGCUGCAGUGCAAGAGUGUCUUGACCAGGGUCUUCAUGGACAGCACAAAUGA
Molecule: messenger RNA, 699 nt
Organism: Lycium ferocissimum
Lineage: Eukaryota; Viridiplantae; Streptophyta; Magnoliopsida; Solanales; Solanaceae
Exons: 2
Coding region: 1-699 (232 amino acids)
Source: RefSeq, a predicted model, not a curated record